AUGGACAGGUACAGGCGGCUGUCAAAGAAAAGGAGAAGAAACAGAAUUUUGCAAGUUAUGGUGUUAUGUGUGACAUCCACAUUACACAGUGAGCGAAGUGUAUGGGAACGAGAAAGAAGUCGACACUGGUGGGAAGUGACAGUACAGACAUUUGAUGAUGAUCGGUGGAGAGAGAACUUCCGGAUGUCAAAGGCAAUGUUCAAUCUUCUCUGUCAAAAACUGCGACAACAUCUUGAAAAACAAUCCAGAAUUCGCCAAGCUCUUUGUCUUGAACACAGAGUCGCAGUUGCAGUAUAUUUUCUCGCUACAACAGGAGAAUAUCGCACCAUCGCCAAUCUUUUUGGAAUACACAAGUCCACUGUGUGCUGCAUUGUGCAUGAGGUGUGUAAUGCCAUUUACACACACAUAUUCCCAGCUGUGGUCAAGUUCCCUCAAGAUGAAGAACUUAAAAGAGUUAUUUCAGGGUUCCAACAGAAAUGGAACUUUCCAAAUUGUGGAGGUGCUAUAGAUGCAACACACAUUCCAAUUGUGGCCCCGCAGCAGUUCCACUCUGAUUAUGUGAAUAGAAAAGGGUUCUAUUCAAUUAUCAUGCAAGCUGUUUGCGAUGAUAAGUACAGGUUCACUGAUGUCUGCAUAGGCUGGCCAGGUAGAGUUCACGAUGCGCGGGUGUUCUCAAACUCUAAGCUGAGGGCUUUGGCAGAUAGUGGUGAGAUAUUACCGCAAACAGCAGAGAUGAUGGACAGUGUAGGCCCUGCUGAUCAUAAAGUGGAUAUGCCCGUUGUCAUCAUCGCAGACCCUGCGUACCCUAUGUGUCCUUGGCUACUGAAACCAUAUAGCAACAGAGGGGCUCUCACAGAAGAACAAUCUUACUUCAACUACAGACUGAGCAGUGCACGCAUGACUAUUGAAUACACAUUUGGCCGCUUUAAGGGGCGAUGGAUACGUUUCUCUAAGCGCAUUGAUGUGCAUGUGGAGUUUGUGCCAGUACUUACUGCAGCUUCAGUUGCCUUGCACAACAUGUGCGAAAAUGAGCACGAGUUAUUUGACCCUGACUGGCUGCAGGACGUAGAUGUUGGAGCAGGAGUGUGUGGACAACAAGUUCAUCCAGAUCCAGUCACUGUAUCAGCUCUUCGAACAGCACUCACUGCACAGUUUGCCAACGAUAGACAGUGA
Molecule: messenger RNA, 1173 nt
Organism: Haliotis rubra (blacklip abalone)
Lineage: Eukaryota; Metazoa; Mollusca; Gastropoda; Lepetellida; Haliotidae
Product: protein ANTAGONIST OF LIKE HETEROCHROMATIN PROTEIN 1-like
Exons: 1
Coding region: 1-1173 (390 amino acids)
Source: RefSeq, a predicted model, not a curated record